Messenger RNA from Phycomyces blakesleeanus NRRL 1555(-), 1122 nucleotides. RefSeq lists its product as hypothetical. The record is from RefSeq and is a predicted model, not a curated record. The coding region runs from base 1 to 1122 and encodes 373 amino acids. The transcript has a single exon. Lineage: Eukaryota; Fungi; Mucoromycota; Mucoromycetes; Mucorales; Phycomycetaceae. Gene Ontology annotation, molecular function: protein binding.
AUGGUGUCAAGACUACCAUUCGAAAUCCUUAUACACAUUUCUAAUAGUCUAUCGACCGAGGACCAGCUGUCCUGUGCUCUUACUUGCAAGACAUGGAGAUACCCAUUUCAAAAGGCUCUGUGGAAAAACAUACAAAUCUGUACCUAUCAAAGCAUGCAAAAAAUCAUCGACAGUAUUAAAGCCUCCCAAAAUGUACUUACAGCAUAUCCCUUCUUGGUUCACAGCUUACACAUACGUCAGGACUGCUAUAUGACAGAAAUGACAGACAUAAAUUUGUAUGAUCUAUUCAGACACCUGCCAAACAUAAAGAGACUUGACCUAGGAGACAUAGACUAUAGAGAUAUGAACACCGAGAUAGAAAAAUCAAAAGAAACAUGGAAGUCUCUGGAAGUUUUGAAGAUCCGAUACAAAGGAACCGAGGAUAAGAAGCGAGCAAGGCACUUCUUUAAGCUCAUAAAUACGUGUAGCAUGCUCAAGGAAAUAGAAAUACUUCAUGAUGAAUGUAUUUUUCGCAUAAAGUUUGGUGUCAAUGAAUUUGACAAAUUGCACCAAAACUUGCAAAGCCUAUCAUCUUUCAAGGUCAAUAUAUAUCUCACGCCUAAUCUUUCGGUUCCAAUGGACACCAUCCCAGAUACAAUACCAGCUUUUCCCGUGACAUCUGUAGAAAUAAAUUCGAAGGAGUACAGGCACGUAGACAGAAACGGAACUUCUAGUCAUAAUACCUGGGAUCCUUGGUGGCUGUACUAUUUCUGCCAUAAGUAUCCAAAUUUGCGCUAUCUAAAGCUGCAUGUUGCGGAAACACACCAUACCCUGAUGUAUUUGUGCGAUAAGAAAAAACUCGUAUCUCUUGUUAAAUCCACUCCAAACGCAUUUCGACAUCUAGAAGCAUUCGAACUUACGACUAACGGCUAUUUUGAGCAUUCUGACUUUAUUUUAUGGGAACUUCUUUAUCCAUUAAGAGCCCCUCUUAAACAUUUGGCGUUAGAUGGAACAGAAUAUGAAUUUAUAGACGAUAGAUGCCCGAUGGAUGUUAAAAAAAUUUACGAUCCUUUUCUGAAACACUCGAGAGUCCUUUACUCACGAGGUUUAAGUAUGAUACUGUGGAAGACGGUUCGUGCCUAA